CUGAAUUUGACGAGAUGACCAAGUUUCGACCUUGUAUUGACCUUCAUUCGGGUCAAGUGAAGCAGAUUGUUGGGGGCACCCUGAGUGAUAGAGACUCGGACCUAAAAACAAAUUACGUAUCAAAGCUCCCCGCCAGUCACUAUGCAGAAUUAUAUCGGAAGCAUGAACUGCGCGGUGGUCACGUUGUGAUGCUCGGACCUGGCAACGACGAAGCUGCAAAAGAAGCGCUCCGUAUGUGGCCGGGAGGGCUACAGGUUGCAGGGGGAAUAAAUGACCAGAAUGCUCAGUAUUGGAUUGACCAGGGUGCGGACAAGGUUAUAAUUACCUCCUUCCUUUUCCCGGAAGGAAAGUUCUCUCUUGAACGAUUGCAGUCCGUUCUCACGGCUCUGGGAGGUGACAGAUCCAAGCUGGUCUUGGAUCUCAGCUGCCGCAGGAAAGACAACACAUGGUUCGUGGCCAUGAACCGCUGGCAGACUAUCACAGAAAUGGAGAUUAACCAGGAAUCAAUCUCAAUGCUUGAGCCGUAUUGUUCCGAGUUCCUCAUUCAUGCUGCGGAUGUGGAAGGGCUACAGCAAGGCAUUGAUGAAGAGCUUGUGGCGAAGCUGGCCGGGUGGUGCUCAAUACCUAUCACAUACGCUGGUGGGGCCCGAAGUCUGCAGGAUCUUGAAAAGGUCCAUGUCAGCAGUCACGGAAAGGUCGAUUUGACUAUUGGUAGUGCUUUGGAUAUCUUUGGUGGCUCGGGUGUAACUUUCGAUGAGUGUGUGCGGUGGAAUCAACAGCAUUGAUUAUGUAUCGUAAAGGGGCUCUUGCUGGCAUAUAUACAGGAGAGCAAACCUCAAUCGGCAAGCCCCAUGAGGGAGAUCGCUCAUACAAUAAUGUGUUCAUGAGCUAACUCUAUUCAAUAUGAAGCAAAAGACGCCUCUGAUUAACUAUAAGUGCGUCGAAUCGUCAGCCUGAGGUUGAAGUCUCAU
Molecule: messenger RNA, 971 nt
Organism: Aspergillus novofumigatus IBT 16806
Lineage: Eukaryota; Fungi; Ascomycota; Eurotiomycetes; Eurotiales; Aspergillaceae
Product: 1-(5-phosphoribosyl)-5- ((5-phosphoribosylamino)methylideneamino)imidazole-4-carboxamide isomerase HIS6
Exons: 3
Coding region: 15-785 (256 amino acids)
Biological process (GO): L-histidine biosynthetic process; L-tryptophan biosynthetic process
Cellular component (GO): cytoplasm
Molecular function (GO): 1-(5-phosphoribosyl)-5-[(5-phosphoribosylamino)methylideneamino]imidazole-4-carboxamide isomerase activity
Source: RefSeq, a predicted model, not a curated record